Sesamum indicum (sesame) is the source of this 1532-nucleotide messenger RNA. The record is from RefSeq and is a predicted model, not a curated record. Lineage: Eukaryota; Viridiplantae; Streptophyta; Magnoliopsida; Lamiales; Pedaliaceae.
UCCCCACCAAAGAGGUCCACUAUGAAGUAGGGGUUUUUCGCUCUUGGCAGUCAUUUUUCCAUCUUCCCCCCUCCACCACAACAAUAAAAGAGUUCCCACAAGGGGGGGAACCAAAGGUGGAAUCUUCUUCCCAUAUACCUCCCACUCAUCAAGUCCUCUUUCUGCCUCACCCCAUCUACCCCAAGUAGGGGGGUUGCUUGAGUAUGGAGAGCAGAAUCCCACCGGGGAGUUACUUCCAGUAUGCUCCUACUGGAGUCCAUGGCUCACUCCAGAGGUCUUCUUCGCUCACAGAUCGUGAAAGAUAUUUGGCAGACCUAUUGGCAGAGAGACAAAAACUGGGACCAUUCAUGCAGAUUCUGCCAGUUUGCAGCAGACUUCUAAAUCAAGAAAUCAUGAGAGUAUCAGGAUUGCUUUCUAAUCAGGUUGCAGAACUUGAAAGAAUGGGGCACGACCAUCCUUAUAGGUCAUUAGGCCAGCAACCUAAUGGAGGGCAGAUGGGUAUGAUGGCAUGGAAUGCUAUGCAAACAAAUGAAGAUAAGCUCCUCCAGAAAAUGGCUCCAUUUCAACCAUCCUCUUUGAACUGGCAUGUCGUCCCAGGAACACCUACCACUCCAGUUGUCAAAAGGGUUAUCCGACUAGAUGUUCCUGUGGAGAAGUACCCAAAUUAUAACUUUGUUGGUAGAAUUCUUGGACCUCGUGGGAACUCUUUGAAAAGGGUCGAAGCAAUGACAGAAUGUCGAAUAUUUAUAAGGGGUCAGGGAUCUGUGAAGGAUGCAAUUAAGGAAGAGAAACUUAAAGAUAAGCCUGGAUACGAGCACUUAAACGAGCCACUACACAUCUUGGUGGAGGCUGAGUUUCCCGAGGAUAUAAUCGACGCACGCUUGGACCAUGCGAUAGCAAUACUUGAAAACCUUCUAAAACCUGUGGACGAAUCCAUGGACGUGUACAAGAAGCAGCAGCUAAGAGAACUGGCUAUGCUAAACGGUACCUUCCGGGAAGAAAGCCCGAGCAUGAGUCCUAGCAUGAGCCCCGGCAUGUCUCCAUUUAACAGCACGGGAAUGAAACGAGCUAAAACGGGAAGAUAACCCCUUCAGGAUAACUGAUUCUAGCUAUAUAUUGAGUUUCUUGCUUUUGUGAGAUUGAUGUCCCGAUGACGUUCACAGAAGCAUAAUUUGACAUCAACUCAGCCAAGUUCUAUAGAACCAAUACGUAGCAUGACGCGCAGCCCCACCAAGGUGUGACGCCGUCAACCUGGAUUGAUUGGAGUAGAGCUAACAAGAGCGUCUCUUACCAUGCAGUAUGCCCCUUUUUCAUAAUUUAGAAUUUUCCACUCUGCUACUACUUACUAGUUGCAAUAAUGUUGUUUUAUGCUAACCUUUUUGACUGCUUACGAGGGCUGUAAUAUUUAUACAUCCGUAGGUUUUUGCAUAGAACUAAGCCUGGCAAACUUCAUCAGGAAAUUACUGUUCGACUCCAGAUAUGUAUGUUUGAAUUUUGUUUACCUUUUGUAUGUUGAUGGUUUGUUGUGCAUA